Molecule: messenger RNA, 1792 nt
Organism: Fragaria vesca subsp. vesca
Lineage: Eukaryota; Viridiplantae; Streptophyta; Magnoliopsida; Rosales; Rosaceae
Product: homeobox protein knotted-1-like 3-like
Exons: 6
Coding region: 190-1692 (500 amino acids)
Biological process (GO): regulation of DNA-templated transcription
Cellular component (GO): nucleus
Molecular function (GO): DNA binding
Source: RefSeq, a predicted model, not a curated record
GAGCUCUGAAUUCUUAAAACUCUCAUGCAUACAUAGAUUCUGUACCUUCCACAGGUACAGAACCCUCACAGCUUCUUCUUCUUCAAUUCAUCUUCAUCUAGGACCUCAGAGUCGUCGUCGGCAACUCUUGUUGUUAUUCUUCUCUGUUAAAUCAAUACAAGAAAACAAAAACAGAUCGAAGUGAUCGAUAUGGCGUACCACAACCACCUCUCCGGAGACUUACCUCUUCACCACUUCACAGACCAAGCCCAACAGCAGCAGCAGCAACACAACCAGUCUUUCAUGUCCGACCAACCCGACCCGAAUUCCAAGUCCACGGAGCCUCACAACCCUUAUCAAACCGCUCCCAAUUGGCUCAACAGCGCCCUCCUCCGCACCCAGUACGCCACAACCACCUCCGGCGCUGACACCAGCAACGGCGGUGGAGGAGGUACUAAUUUCCUCAACCUCCACACAGCCUCCGACUCCACCGCCGCCUCCCAGGCCUCCAACCAAUGGCUAUCCCGCCCGAUCCUACAGCGCAACCACAGCGACGUCAUCGAUGACGUCGCUGCCGGCCCCGGCGACUCCAUGAUUGCGGGGGCCAUGUCCCACGACUCCGCCGACAUGAAAAACGACGCCGCCCUGAAUAACAAGAGCGAGGGUGGCGUCGCGGUCGAGAGCGGCGGAGGGGACGGGGUCAUGAACUGGCAGAAUGCGAGGCAUAAGGCCGAGAUUCUAGCGCACCCGCUUUACGAGCCGCUUCUAUCGGCACACGUGGCGUGCCUGAGGAUCGCCACGCCGGUGGACCAGCUGCCGAGGAUCGACGCUCAGCUGGCUCAGUCGCAGAAUGUGGUGGCUAAGUACUCUGGUAUGAGUCACGGCAUGGUCGGCGACGAUAAGGAGCUUGAUCAGUUCAUGAGGCAUUAUGUUUUGUUGCUAUGUUCUUUUAAAGAGCAACUGCAACAACACGUCCGCGUCCAUGCAAUGGAAGCAGUGAUGGCUUGCUGGGAGAUUGAGCAAUCACUACAGAGCCUAACAGGAGUUUCCCCCGGGGAGGGAACGGGUGCUACAAUGUCUGAUGAUGAUGAAGAGCAAGUAGACAGUGAUGCAAACUUGUUUGAUGGGAGUAUGGAUGGCCAUGACAGUAUGGGAUUUGGCCCUCUUAUCCCGACAGAGAGCGAAAGGUCCUUGAUGGAGCGCGUAAGGCAGGAGUUGAAGCAUGAACUGAAACAGGGUUACAAGGAAAAAAUUGUAGACAUAAGGGAGGAGAUUCUGCGCAAGAGAAGAGCCGGAAAGCUUCCCGGUGACACCACCUCCGUCCUGAAAGCUUGGUGGCAAUCACAUUCCAAGUGGCCAUAUCCAACUGAGGAAGACAAGGCUAGGUUGGUGCAAGAAACUGGUUUACAAUUGAAGCAGAUAAACAAUUGGUUCAUCAAUCAAAGGAAGAGGAACUGGCACAGCAAUCCUUCAACCUCCACAGUUUUAAAAAGCAAGCGCAAAAGCUACUUACGCCUGUUGGAACAAGAAGACUACAAGAUUCAAGUGAAAGGAAUUAUCAUACUUUGUUUUGACAGAAAGAAAAAGGCUAACACGAUUAUGAGCAUUCGAUACAGGUAUGCUCAAGUGCUGCAUUGGGCGAAUGCAUGUAAUAUCAUAUCAGUAGGAAUUCAGCAACUAGGAACUAUGCUACUGAAAAACCGAAUUGGAUAGUCCAAUAGAUCGCUUAUAAAUUUUUGUUUAUAAUCUUCAUUGUAUGUGAAUAAGGAAAGUGGUUUACAGUGUAAUAGCCUGAGCAGUGGUUUCUUGCAUC